CUGCACUUCACUCGCUUUGACAGAAACGCUAAAGCCUUUGAACAUUACCAUCUGUUCAGCUCUGUUUGUUUUUGUACAAGUUUCCCCCCGAAACGCGGUAGAGAAAAUGACAGAGCUGCGGCACCGCGGUGGUAUUACUGAACCGGACCUGCCGCAGCAGCAGUCCGAGGACAAGGGUUCAGAGGCGGAGGACAGGAUGGAGAAAGAAGGCGGAGUGUCAGACAGCGAGUCCAAGCCCGACUCCGGUGUACCCGACGUUCCCACAACCUCCGACGACACCCCCGAGGUGCUGAACAAAGCCCUGUCAGGCCUGUCGUCACGGUGGAAGAACUGGUGGGUGAGAGGAAUCCUCACCCUGGCCAUGAUCUCCUUCUUCUUCUUCAUCAUUUAUCUCGGCCCGAUUGUGCUGAUGAUGAUCGUGCUGUGCGUGCAGAUAAAGUGUUUCCAUGAGAUCAUCACCAUCGGGUACAGCGUGUAUCACUCCUACGACCUGCCCUGGUUCAGGACGCUCAGCUGGUACUUCCUGUUGUGUGUGAACUACUUCUUCUAUGGUGAGACGGUGACCGAUUCCUUCUUCACGCUGGUGCAGAGGGAGGAGCCGCUGAGGAUUCUCAGCAAAUACCAUCGCUUCAUCUCUUUCGCCCUCUAUCUCUCCGGGUUCUGCAUGUUCGUAUUGAGCUUGGUGAAGAAGCACUACCGGCUGCAGUUCUAUAUGUUCGGUUGGACCCACGUGACUCUGCUGAUCGUGGUCACUCAGUCCCAUCUCAUCAUCCACAACCUGUUUGAAGGCAUGAUCUGGUUUAUCGUACCCAUCUCCUGCGUGAUCUGUAAUGACAUCAUGGCCUACAUGUUUGGAUUCUUCUUUGGCCGAACUCCUCUCAUCAAGCUGUCUCCUAAAAAGACCUGGGAAGGAUUUAUCGGGGGAUUUUUCGCCACCAUAGUGUUCGGAAUCCUGUUGUCCUAUGUGAUGUCAGGAUAUCGUUACUUUGUGUGUCCAGUGGAGUUUAAUAACGACUCGAACAGUUUCACGGUGUACUGCGAGCCCUCAGAGCUCUUCCAGCUGCAGGACUACACACUCCCCUCUGUCCUGCAGUCCUUCACUGGCUGGACCACGGUGAAGCUCUACCCGUUCCAGAUCCACAGCAUCGCCCUGUCCAGCUUCGCCUCCAUCAUGGGCCCCUUCGGAGGAUUCUUCGCCAGCGGGUUCAAGAGGGCCUUCAAGAUUAAGGACUUCGCCAACACCAUCCCUGGUCAUGGAGGAAUUAUGGAUCGCUUCGACUGUCAGUACCUCAUGGCCACCUUCGUCAACGUUUACAUCGCCAGCUUCAUCAGAGGUCCGAACCCAACUAAAGUGAUCCAGCAGUUGCUCGCCCUGAGACCGGACCAGCAGCUGUACAUCUACAACUCUCUGAAAGCCCACCUCACCGAGAGAGGCCUGCUCGGGGUGCUGGAGGAGGCGGCCUAAACCCUGAACCUGCACUGAAACCAGACGGAGCCCUGAGAGCCAGAGAGAGAGAGAGCGAGGGAGAGAGCGAGAGCAGGAGAGUCAGGGGGUCAUGGGGUCACGGAGUCAGCCUGGAGCAGGAGCCGUGUGGAGGUGGGAGACACGAAGAUCCAGAUCAGGAAAAAGAAAAAAAAAACUAAACUAAAGCCUUGGGUCAUUCCAUUUUGUGUGUGUGUGUGAGUGUGUGUGAGUGUGUGUGAGUGUGUGUGAGUGUGUGUGAGUGUGUGUGAGUGUGUGUGAGUGUGUGUGAGUGUGUGUGAGUGUGUGUGAGUUAAGAAAGAGAGUGUGUGUUAGCAUUUAGUCAGUGUUUAUUAUUAUUACUGGGUUGUUGUUUUUUUUUUGUAAGUGAUAUACUGUACGUUUUUUCUUUUAUACCAGAUAAGAUGAAUAUUAUACUCAGAGUGACACGUCCUACAUUUUCUUCCAUUGUGAGUCUCGCACACGUGUAAAGUUUAUCUGAUAUCUGUGUUGUGAAUAUUUUAGGGUAUAUAUACAUUAUAUAUAUAUAUUAUAUUAUAUUAUAAUGAUUAUAAUUCUACUUAGGGUACAGAUGUUUAUGUAUUUUAUUUAGUUUUUAAUGCUCUGCUCUGCUCGCAGCACUGUUAAUUCGACCUCACGUGUAGUUUUACACGCGCGAUCAUGUCCUGGGGAGAAGACGCAGGUUUGGUUCCGUCUUAUUUUCCCUGGCGGUCAUUUUGGAAGUGGUUUCAUCGUCGUAAAGACGUUAAUGGAACAGUGAGGGGUUUUAAGCGGUAAAGGAUUAACGGAACAGUAAAACACACGUAUAGUAGAUAAGGCAGGAUAUGUUUGGUGUGUGACGUUUGUGUAGCUAACAAGUAAUUAUUAUGGAAUGAAACACGACCGGGUGUGAUGUUAGGAAAGUAACCCCCAGCUGGUAUAGUGUGAUGUGAUGUUGGUUAUCUUCCCCUAACAGCACGUCCUGAUGUGCUCUAUUCCUCUUACACCACAGCGAUUUCCCAACAGCUACCUUUCUCAUUCAUUAAAAAUAGACACGUGCAUUUUCCCGUUUGUAUUCACAUUCAGCGCUGUUGGAAACGAGAUAUCUCCUGUUCUCACUUACGUUCUAGCAGCUCUAAACUCGUUCCCUCACUCGUGCCCCCUCUUUAUUUCUCUCUCUUUCUCCUGAAGUCAAUAAGACAAAAAAGAAAAGCACAGCUUGACGCGUCGCCAAGAAACCGCAACGAAGCGUAAACUCCCGUUACAGAGAGCUGACACUGGAGACUCCUUCCAUAAAUGUCACAAAAACACAUUUGUCCUUACGGGAAACUUACAGCAACAGAUCAACGACUACACGUUUUUCAGUGUAUGUGGAGCAACACACUCACUUCACGAGCCAAUCGUUUGGGGGAAACGAAACAAAACCCCGUGAAUCACCCGCGUGUUUAAUCUUUAGGCCACGCCUCCUGGCGCAGAGUGACAUCACAAACUACGGGUCGAGGAAGAACGUUUUUCUUGGUUUUGAGCAUUUUUAUAGAUGAACUCAUGCCUAAAAUCGUCCCCGGUGUGUUCUUUCUCCUGUACAAAGCUAACAAAUCGAUCUAAACACCAAACAUGUCUUGCCCUUAAUUAUGUCCUGGGAAUGAAUAUAGAGUGAUCUCAAUAUAAACCUGUAGACGCAUUUUUAAAGAUACUUUUACUCUCGGAUGCACCGUAUGUCUGUCUGCGUGCUGUGCUCUUCAUCUGGACGUGUUCAGUAUUAGCUUAGCGCUCUGAUAAUCACUGCGUUCGCCAUGAACCGGAACGUCCUCGUGGGGUUUUUUUUUGUUGUUGUUGUUGUUGUUGUUUUUUUUGGCUUUUCCCCUUGCACCCUCCCACGUGUCGCAUUUGAUUGUUACAGCCGCUGAUGUGUGAUGCGGUCGAGUAGGUCACGCGACGUUUUUGUGUUUACUUGUGUUGUAUCAGUGAUCCGUGUAGACACUGGUUUAAACGUCUGUGGUAUAUAUCCAGGAGAAAAAGAAGGUCAGCAGUGCAAUAACUCAUCACUGAACGCUCUACUUCUGUGCCUCACAUCUCUCAUGUUAUAGUGUUUGGGUUUUUUUUUCUUCUUCACACGUCUGUGCUGCCAUUCACAACAUUUCUGUCGUGUGCCACUUUCACUCCUGUUACAUUUUCAACGCGGGUCAUGUUUCCGUUCUGGCGGUUUUCUAGCGUGAUUUACUAAGUUGUUUUCAUUUAUUAUGAACGCAAACUGCGAUAGGAUUCAUUCUUUUUGCGUCCGCGGCAAGGCGAGCGGCUACGCUCUUCAUCACGGACACCGAAUCUGAUCCGGCCGAACUGUUAGACAGUCAACACAUAAUGUGAUCGGAAGUCAUUUGUCGCACUUGCGGAGCACGAUCCGGAACACUGUCCGCUAAAUUCUUCAUCGAGGUUACGGAACGCGAUCGGUGAAAUUCUUUAUCAUGAAUGCAGAAUGUGAUGGGGAAAAUUCUUUGUAGUAAAUAAACAAACAAACAAACAGAUAAAUAAAUAAAAGUUCUGACUGCAGAAUGCGAUUGGAUGAAUGUUUUGAUCCAAUCGCAACAAUGAACGUGAUCCGAGUUUGUCCCGUGAUGGUAAAACGUGACCGGCUACGAUCUUUUAUCGUGAACGCGAUUGGCUACGUGUCUGAACAUGGGAUACGAUCGGCCAUUCUCUUCGUCGUGAAAAAACAUUAAAGAAGAAAACGAAUUCUUUGUUGGUCGCGAUGGAGAUCUGCGAUCGGCUAAGAUCCUUAUCCACUCGGGGUACGAAAGCUGUCUGUGCCCAGCUCGUUCAAUUUAAUCUGAACUGUAGACCGUUUAUCAGGAAACUUCCACGCUUUUUACCUUCUAGCUUUGAUAAACGGCCGAUUUAUGCCUUUACGACACGUUUCACGGUAAGAAUGUGACCGUUCAGCCGAGGACGAAGCCGGUCUCUCAGAUGUAGGCAAAAGGAAUCGUUUCUCUCACUUCUGUCCUGUUUGUACCCACAAUGCACUGCCAAGCACCAAAUAAAACUUCCAGCUACUGACGUUUCCAAUGAGAUGUUUGCGUUUUGAUUCCUCGAGUCCCAUUAAGAGUCCAAUCAUAAUGAUGAAUUAAAUCUGUCCAUUUUCUUGGGCGGGGUCAUGUAGAUGAACUCGGAGGUCCAAGCAUGUGGAAAUUCUCAGUGGAGUAUGGUAUGCAGAAUGUAAUUACUCGGUAAUAUCCGUAAAUCAUGCCGCGCUCCGAAGCCGUAUACCUUCAUGACGUCAUCGUGACCCCAUCAUCACCUGUGUAACCCUGCAGGACCGUUCCCGUAUAAUUACUGAAGCAAUGUGUUUUUAUAGAGAAACUUUAAAAGCUAACAGUAGUACAGAGUGGAUAUAUAGAUAUAUAUUUGGAUAGAAAUGGAUUAUUCUAUUCUUAAUUAUGGAUAGAAUGUGUGUGUGUGUGUGUGUGUGUGUGUGUGUGUGCGUGCGUGCGUGCGUGCGUGUGUGUGUGGUGUUUGGUGAUAGAUCGAGGCUGUUCUCAGGCUUGUUGAUUGAUUUGAUUUGAUUUUCCAGCUCGACUUUAUAGACUUCUGAGGGUUAAAAAAACCCCCAAAAAAUCAUCAUAAACGUUUAAUUGUUUGGGAUUUAUUUCCGAAUGACACACAGAAAGGCACAUGCCUGGAUCAUUAAUGCUCAGAAAGGCCACAAGAGGGCGAUAAAGCUCAGUCCUUCCUCACACUGAAGUCCAUGUUUUAAGCCCAAAACCACUCGAAUCACCAUCUAGUGACAAUUCUGGAGUGUUCCAUUUACUAACCAGGUGCCAUCUGCACUGAUUUACUUCUUGAUGCUAUUAUUAAUUACACUGGCGUUUUAUUGAUCUAUUUCACCAAAAUCCACCCUGUUCACUACCCAGUGCCCUGUUUAUUUCUAAACCAUCCAAACUACGCCUUGAGAAACCCUUGAAGAACCCUUUUGAUGGAAUCCUGUACGUCACUUCCAAGAAGACGGUUUCUAAAACUUCUCAAACAAGAAACCUUCUGGUGUAGAGUUCUGAAUAGACCCUGUGAGGGUUCCACCGUAAGGACAGAACUGCAGUGCUUGCACAGCCUUAACAUUACUCAAAUCCAGAACCUAGGGUUUUUGGUCGUCCGUGUGGAGAACCCUUUGAAGGUUUUGCAUCGAAUUCUACUAUCAGAAACAUUUUCAAACUAGAACCCUUUCAGGAAGAAAAUAAGCAUUGGAGAACCCCUGAAGAGCAUUUAUACAAGUGUAGGAACACUUUUAGGACAAGCAGAUAAUAAGUCUGUACAGAGCUAGGUGGAACCAUUUUCUCUAAAACGGUAGUACUUGUAUGGUCUUAGAAAAAGAGCUUAAAUCCAGAACACUCGAGGGAUUCUGAUUGUCCAUGGGGGGAAAUCUAGAACAGUUUUAGGAAGCAAAGAACCACUGAAGAACAUUUUCUAAAAAUAUAAGCAUUUAUAUGCAUACAAGACAAAUAAGUCUAAAGGGAGCGAGGUGGAACCCCCCCCCCCCCCCCCCCCAAAUCUCAAAGAACCAAAGAACCUCUAAGGGUUCUUUGUUUGUCCUUUUAGGUGGAACCUUUGAAGGAUUUAAACAGAACUUUACAACAGUGUACACGAGAGAGGGUUUCAAACUCAAACUAAUUUAGGAAGCAAGGAACCCAUUAAGGAACCCUGAAAGAGCACUUCAAAGAGUGUAAGGUUUUACCCAGAUGUUUUAAGGUUUCCCCUAGAGGGCCAAACCAAACAUACCGGGUGCUAGGUUGAACCUCUCUUGCAUGGAAACAAUGUAACGUGAUGAGGCGGAAUACCCACAAUGCACCAUGUAGUGAAUAUUGUCUGGUCUGGGACACACACUGGGAGUUCUGCCCUGGUUAAGGGCGCUAUCUUUUUGAAUGGGCACUAUUUUGGAACCGUCUUGUACAGUUUUAGAAAGGGGAAAAAGUCCAGUCUCAAACGCUUAAAGGUCCUUUGAUUCGUCCCUUUUUAACGUUAACCUUUGAACGUUUUUCGGACCCAUGACUAUACGAAGAAGAACCCCUUGAAGAACCGUUCUAAGAAUGUAUGAAUGUUUUAAGGGUUCCCUGAACAGGACAAACCAAAUAACGCUAGGAUGCUGGGUAGAACGUUAUUUUAUUCUCAAAGCAAUGUGUGCUAACGGGACAGAAGAUCCACAAUGCAUCAUUCCAUGUAGGUGGAACAUGUAGGGAAUAGGGUGUGAUUUGGGACAAUAACCGAGAACUGAUUUACAUCUGUGAGAACAGUUACUUUUUUCUGUUGGAUUAUUAUUAUUAUUAUUAUUAUUAUUGUUAUUAUUAUUAUUAUUAUUAUUGUGCUCUGUGUUUCUGUUGUUGUUUUUUUUUUAAUGCAGUGAUACAUGUGCUCUUCCACAAUCCUGUGCAUUUGUAUUACAGCCAAUAAAAUGGAACGUUAAGUG
Messenger RNA from Ictalurus punctatus (channel catfish), 6911 nucleotides. RefSeq names its product CDP-diacylglycerol synthase (phosphatidate cytidylyltransferase) 2 (gene cds2). NCBI's taxonomy places the organism in Eukaryota, Metazoa, Chordata, Actinopteri, Siluriformes, Ictaluridae. The record is from RefSeq and is a predicted model, not a curated record. Gene Ontology annotation, cellular component: endoplasmic reticulum membrane. The transcript has 13 exons. The coding region runs from base 107 to 1465 and encodes 452 amino acids. Gene Ontology annotation, molecular function: phosphatidate cytidylyltransferase activity.